This is a messenger RNA of Cynoglossus semilaevis (tongue sole), 2613 nucleotides long. It is a transcript of the gene hmox2b, whose product is annotated as heme oxygenase 2b. The transcript is spliced from 6 exons. Bases 248 to 1246 code for a protein of 332 amino acids. Gene Ontology annotation, molecular function: heme oxygenase (decyclizing) activity; heme binding. Gene Ontology annotation, biological process: heme oxidation; heme catabolic process; response to oxidative stress. The record is from RefSeq and is a predicted model, not a curated record. Lineage: Eukaryota; Metazoa; Chordata; Actinopteri; Pleuronectiformes; Cynoglossidae.
GUUGUGACUCUUCCGCCUUAGGUCAUAUAAACUAAACAUGACAGGGAGAUUUUUUGCGUUCCUGUGUUUGUGUACGUGCAGUUUCCAAUCGCCUGUGAACGAGGUUGUAGCCUGUUAUAAUGAAAGCUAGUCGCUUUGCUAACUUAGCUAGUAAAGUUAGCAGGUCCUCUUGGAUGAGAGGCCAAACGUCUUCAACUUACUUGAGGAGAGUCCAGCGGCUUACUUUAAAACAGCUUUUGCGAUUUUUAUGAUGACCUGGAUGAUUGAGAAUAUCUACAAGAAAGCUAGCAGGAUCACACCACAAAGGUCAUCAGACAAAAUGGAGACGACAACGACAGCCAAUGGAGACGGGCCUGUAUAUGAAGAGAGAGAGGAAAAACUGAGUCCUGAAGAUUUAUCUGAGAUGUUAGCAGCAGGGACCAAAGAGGUCCAUGAGAAAGCUGAAAACACACAGUUUGUGAAGGACUUCCUUAAAGGUCGCAUCCGUAAGGAAAUCUUCAAGCGUGCUACUGUGGCUCUGUACUUCACCUACAAGGCCAUGGAGGAGGAGAUUGAGCGGAACAAGGAGCACCCACACUUUGCCCCUCUCUAUUUUCCUGCAGAGCUCCACCGUCAUACAGCUCUGGCCCGGGACCUGGAGUAUUUCUAUGGCCCUGAGUGGCAGAGCCAGGUCAGCUGCACUGAGGCCGCUCAGAACUAUGUGGAUCGUAUACACCAGGUGGGACAAGAGGACCCGGUGCUGCUUGUGGCCCACGCAUACACCCGCUACAUGGGAGACUUGUCUGGGGGACAGGUGCUGAAAAAGGUGGCACAAAGAGCCCUGAAGCUUCCUCCCACAGGAGAGGGACUGGAGUUCUAUUGUUUUGAUGCCAUUCACAGUGCCAAGUCUUUCAAGCAACUGUACCGCAGCCGAAUGAAUGAACUGGAACUUGACAUGGAGACGAAGAAGAGAAUCGUGAGUGAGGCUGUGAAAGCUUUUCACUUUAACAUGGAGGUGUUUGAGGAGCUGGAGGAAAUUGGGAAAACCAUCCAGGAAGAGGUGUUAGAUGCGGGAAUGCCUGUCCAUGGAGCGAUGGGUGGUGACAUCAGCAAAUGUCCCUACUAUGCUGCUAAAAUGGCGGCCUCUGGAGGAACCGCAUACUUUUGUCAACUGGCCACAGCUGUGCUGCAACACCCAACAGGACAAGUUCUGCUUGCCACCUGGUUUGCUGCUAUGGCUGGACUGGUGGCCUGGUACCUGAUGUGAUCCGGCCUCGGGGUCUUUUCACUGCAGUAGGAGGUUAAGAGGACAGUAAGGACAUGAAGUGCGUUUUUAUGGGUCAUGGGUCCAAGUUAGUAUAACGGUUAUGGCUAAAGUUGACAGCAGAUGUACUUGGACCAGAGAGAUGAUCAGUUGGACCAGUGGUAUGCCAUCCUUACCUUCUCAAAAUUCUUUUUUUUCUUCCUACCUCUCCAUCCAUCCCCAUCUACCUCUACAUCCCAUCUUUCUAGGCACUUAUGUUGGUGUCAGAGAUGCUUUUUCCCAGUUCUAAACAAAACCUUUACAAUAACUCCCUGAUGCAUCCUGUUGCCUAAACUAACUAUAAUAAUAAUUCCUUAUUCAUCCCACAAUAGGGACAUUUAGUUUGUCUUUCCAACCGACAGAGGCCGCCACAGGAGGCGCAACUAUACAGUGAUCAGAAAAAUUCCAUUGACAUAUAGAAAAGUGUAAAAAUGUAUUAAAAGUUAGUUUUGGUAAAGAAGGCAAAGAAAAAAAUUAUGCAAAGUCUAUGCAUAGAACAAAGCUAGCUUGACUGCUCAGUUGACUGCUAAUAAGAAGCAGUGGUUUAUCCAUAAUUUUACACAUAAAAGACUCCACACUUCUGACACUGCCUGAAAGUCUGUCCUCGCUUAUUGUUACAAAAAAUGAAAAGUAAUAUUUCACAUAUACUGUACUUCAAAUGUAUUCUAAUGCAUGUUAAAAAUGAUUUUUACCAUGUUGCAUUCAACUGACGAGUUACGUUUUAACAAUAGACUUUCAGAAGCAGUGAUAACUUAUGAACACUCUUUUAAGGGACUGUUUCCUGCAGCUCUGCCCUUGUUUAUGGUACAUCCACAGGUCACUACAGCUCUGUGUUCAUGAUCCAUACUGUAUUGCAGUGCACUCUGUGGGCUGGAAAUAUUUUUUUAGUGUUAUUAAUUUCAAGAUGUAACUAGAAAAAUGCUGCAGUGCUGUGUAAACUUCUUACAGAGCUGUGAAGUUUUAACGUUUAUUUCAACAAAGUUGUAAUGGUUUAACUUUGGAAGCACUUUUUGGAACUUGUUGGACCCGAAGUACCAAAGGAAAUGUGUUAACUACUACUGCAUGAGGAUGUGCAGUAUUCACAGAAACCCAUCCAGAAGAAACAGCUGAAUAAUAACCUCCUCUUUCGUCCAUGUUUGAGCUGAUGUUCAUGAAGCCAGUGCCAGUGUAUUAAACCGGAGUGUGUAAGGACAUUUACUUGAAUCAUGAUGGAAGCAGUUGUAUGAAUGUGGAAAAGGCUGUUUGACUAAUUUACGUUGAUUUGAAUUCACCUCAUCUCACUAACCUCAGUUUUGUUCACCUGGUGUUCCUGAAUAAACAGCUUUUACCCA